Dreissena polymorpha is the source of this 942-nucleotide messenger RNA. RefSeq lists its product as uncharacterized. Lineage: Eukaryota; Metazoa; Mollusca; Bivalvia; Myida; Dreissenidae. The coding region runs from base 13 to 789 and encodes 258 amino acids. Gene Ontology annotation, molecular function: protein dimerization activity. The transcript has 3 exons. The record is from RefSeq and is a predicted model, not a curated record.
GAUAAAAAGUUUAUGGUUGCGUAUAUUUCAUCACAUAAAAUGGUUAAAGUUUUAGCAUGUGUUACCUUUAUUUCAGAAUAUGGUGAUGAGGACGUUCAACUGGUGUGUUCCCAUUUUGAGAAAACGCUGAAGCGUGCGGUGGCAGAGUUCACACCAGUGGCAGCAAUAAACGAGUGGAAACUUUUGAAGAAACUGGUGCCAAAAAAGCAUGGCAACGACUUAUCAGACCUGGGAUGGGACCAGGUACUGACAGGAGCAGUGGCAGAUGAUCUGCCAAAUAUCACCCUAGUGAUUGACCUGCUGUUGACGCUCCCAUCCACUAGUGUGCGUUGCGAGACCGCAUUCUCACAGCUGAAACUCCUCAAAACUUGCAGGAGGCAAAAGAUGGGGGAAACUGUUCUACUGGACCUGAUGACCGUCAAGCUGUUGUCACCCAGCAUAGAUGCCUUCAAUCCAGAAUCUGCUAUAGAUUCAUGGCUGGCUGAGCCUUCUGGUGGAAGACGGACAUCUUACACACGCAGUCGCAAGCGUAAGCAUGACCCAGAAACCACAGACAUUUCUGCCCCAUCAACUUCUUCAAGUGCAGUGAUAUGCCUGGAAUCAGACUCCACUCACUCCGACUCAGAGGAAGAUGCUGAAGUGCCUGUGCCCAGUGUGGUACAAAUCACUAACUUCGAAAAGGAGAUUGACAAACUGUGUGACAAUGAUGAAGAAGAUAUGGAAAUCGAAGAAGAUUGCGAAGACUUUCAAGACGAGAUGACAAACACUGAAAAACUGCUGUCUUAUUAGAAUAAAGGCUUGUUGAGCUAAAAUAAAGGGUUUUUCUUAAUGUACAUAGUUGUGUUGUUGUUUUUUUUCGGUCCGGCUAAAUUUUCUCCGGACCGGCACAUUUUCUGAAAUGCCUGUCCGGAUGACCGGCAGUUUUUUUCCGAUUUCGCGAAG